UCUCCAAGGGACCGUGAGAAUAGCAUGGCUCUAAGCAGGUCUUCGAGCGUUAACCAAGAGUACAAGGUAGCCCUCAGAACAAACUCGUAUGUGGAACUUUGGAGUAAAGUCCAGUCCCAGCUAAUGAGAUCGACAAGCUUCGGUCUCCUCACCUCGGUGUCCUCGAGAAAUCUAUUCAUAGCCCAUCUCUCCGAGACCCUGCUUGAGCCAGGCAGAGAAACCCUGGCAGGCAUGAUCAAGAACCUGCAUCUUCAUCACCUUGUCAUAGAAUACUUAGGGGCGAGCUCGGGAGCAUGUGACAUCUGUGAGCUUCUCCUUGUCGGGGUCCACCAGACUCAAGUGAACUACGGGCGGAUUAGGAAGGUCAUCAGGUUGACUCAGAGGGCCUAUGACUGCUCUAGCAAUUAUACCAACCGCCAGUGCGAAAUCAUCUCCCGAGAACUUGGAGCAUUCUCAUCUCUCAGGAAUCCAUUAUUAGUUGUCAGCCGAGUGCAGUUCCAUGACAUUAAUGAAAGCUACACAAUCCUCCUCCAUGAGCUCGUCAAGAAACGCGAUAGGAUUAAGAGGAAAGCAAGGCUGGCUAGGUUGUGCGAGCGAACUGGAAGUUGCUGCCUUGUUGCCUCAUGCGGGGUAAUGGGGAUGGCAUCUUUUGUGCAUGCGGCCCAUGGGGCACUUGUGGCAGUGUCUGCCCCAAGGCUAAUAUAUCGGUGCUUCGGCUUAGGGCUCUUCCCUAAUAAUAAGGAGAAACCAAUCAAUGACAGCCCAUCUACAACAUUUUCAUGCCCUAACCCUAAGAAAUCGAAUAAGCAUAAGAGUCGCAAAAACAAGAGGCUGAGCUCGCAGCUUGAUGUGGCGGGGAAAGGGCUUUACAUACUGAUCAAUGACAUGGGCACGAUGGGCAGCCUUGUUGGGCGACUGCAGGAUGAGGUUGAGCACACUCGAGAGUGGGCCGACAUGGGAGCUAAGAAUUCGAAGAGAGAUAAGAUUCUCAAGGAAGUCGUGAGGGAACUCGACUUGAACAGCCUGUGCUUCAUGGAGCUGCUAGAGGAGCUCGAGGAACACAUCUACUUGUGCCUCCUUGCCAUAAACAAAUCCAGAAGGUCUCUCCUUCAAGAGAUACUGUAAUGUUGUCCUUGAAGCAAGAGGAUGGAAAUAAAUGACCAUCGGGAACAUUGAUAUGGCCAUGGUUGUAGCAAUACGGUCCAUUGAUUCAUGAUUCUCGGGGACUAUAUUUCAUUGAUUCGUUCCCGUUAACAUAUUCUUAGGUUAAUACUCAGUAUUCUUGUCUGGGAAUUGCAUAGAAAUCGGAAAUGACCCCGUUUCUUAUCAGCAUCUAUUGCCAAUGACUUGGUAUCCUCAAGUUUUAUUAGGCGAGGGGGACUCGAUCAGUUCGGACGAUGAGCUGGGCCUGAUCAUAUUAUUCAGAAGAAACCUAGAUUCUUUGGCUA
Punica granatum (pomegranate) is the source of this 1448-nucleotide messenger RNA. NCBI's taxonomy places the organism in Eukaryota, Viridiplantae, Streptophyta, Magnoliopsida, Myrtales, Lythraceae. The record is from RefSeq and is a predicted model, not a curated record.